UCGAGUUGACGUCAUCAGGGGAACGGUUUGCUUGUUAAUGAUUUCGUUGAGCUUUCGAGACGUGAAGCUAAUCUUGGCUUGAUUGAGCCCGGUUUCUCCUUCGUUUUGCCAUAGAUUGAUAGAGAGUUAGAUUCUUAAUUUAUAACGAGGCGAAAACAUCUUACCGUCCAUAUGCGACAGCUGGGAAUGAGUAUUUCUACGGCCGAUAAGGAAUUGGAAUUCGCCGAUCCGAAGGAAGAGGCGACUUACUGGAAGCAAGUAGCCGAGGAUUUAGAGCGAAAGUUGCAAGAAGCGAGAGAUGAACUCGACGAGUUUCAAGAAGGUAGUCGUGAAUUAGAAGCAGAAUUGGAAACGCAGUUAGAGCAAGCAGAAGCCAGACAGCGAGAACUUUUGUCAGCAAAAACACGACUAGAAACGGAGAACGAAAGCUUAAAGGCGAGACUAGAUGCAAGCCAGAAUGAAUCCUAUCUUACGAUAUCAGCGCUACAAGAUGAAGUAGCCCAGCUUAAAGCCGUUCGAGAAGAAGUUCAAAAAUACGUUCGGGAACUCGAACAGGCGAAUGACGAUCUGGAAAGAGCGAAAAGGGCAACAGUGUGCUCACUGGAAGACUUUGAGCAGAAGCUGAACCAGGCCAUAGAAAGAAAUGCUAUUCUUGAAAAUGAGUUAGAUGAAAAGGAGACCCUCCAAGAAUCAGUACAAAGACUGAAAGAUGAAGCAAGAGAUCUUCGACAAGAACUUGCGGUGAAAGAAAAAGAGAGAAAAAAACCUGGUGAUGGAUUAGAAUUUAGCAAAGAUAAAGAGAGUAACAAAGAAAAUAAAGAGCCAUUGAAAAUAGAGGGAUCUCCAUUGAAACCAGAAACUACAAGCCAGACAUCAGAUUUCCAUGCUACAACUGCUUCCAUAGGAACAUCACCACUCCACACAGGGUAUGGCACUUCUCCGCUGACUCCAUCUGCACGAAUAUCUGCACUAAACAUUGUCGGCGAUCUGUUGAGAAAAGUAGGGGCCCUUGAAUCUAAACUGGCUUCAUGUCGAAACUUUGUUAAAGAUCAACCUCGAAAUCCAAGAGGAUCAACUGGGUCUAACAGCCCUUCAGAGUCUCCAAGGCCAAGCAGAAUUCCCAAGAGCAGUUACCAAAACCCAGGAAUGCAGGGACUGGUUAAGGUUCAGGUGUAAUGAAAGAAACAUGUGAGAGAAUACUAAAUCUGACUGUUCUGUAAAGAAGAGCUGCUUUUCACAACAUUCCGGGGAACGCUGGUCAGUGUUGAUGCAGGUGUUGCCUUAAAAAAAAAAAAAAUGGAACUAAAGCCAGAAGUUUUGAAAAACAGCCCAAUGAAUGAGUCUGGUUGUUUGUAAAUCCUUUGAAUUAAAUUCCUGAAGUGAAUUUCAAGGUAGUGGUUGUUAACCAAUUUUAAUAUUAAGUUGCUAACUUGAAAAUUCAAUCGAAUUUUAAAUAUAGAGCAGAAUUUGUGUGUCCAAUUUGUACAGAUAUUUUGUAUAGCUGUUGAAGCAUUUUAUUGUAACAUAGUUGCAGAUUUCAUUAGCACAAGAAAGAUUCCUUAUGAAAAAUGGUGAGACAUUUAAGAAUAUUUAAUUACAGUGGUACUGUAUGAAAGCAAGUUGCUAACUACAGUUAUUAAAAAUUCCCAAUACUU
Molecule: messenger RNA, 1655 nt
Organism: Pocillopora verrucosa
Lineage: Eukaryota; Metazoa; Cnidaria; Anthozoa; Scleractinia; Pocilloporidae
Product: nuclear distribution protein nudE-like 1-B
Biological process (GO): mitotic centrosome separation; vesicle transport along microtubule; centrosome localization
Cellular component (GO): centrosome; kinetochore; kinesin complex
Molecular function (GO): microtubule binding
Source: RefSeq, a predicted model, not a curated record